AUGGCCGUUCUCCCCGGCGUUCCUAGCAUUGAGGUCAGAAUUCUCGUCAAUGGUCUGCCCACUGAGGAAUGGCCGUUUCAAGGAAACAUAGCGAGAGAGGCCAGUGAGGGAGACAUCAAAAAGGACGAGCACAAGGCCGGUCCUGCAGGAUCGGAAGAUGCGCCCCUUCCUACCAGACACAGCUACAUAGUGUCUAAGUCGGGCUGCCGAUUCGGGGACUCUCUCACCUCAAGUUCCGAUCUAAAGACCAGCAGUCUCCCUGCUAUGACUGGAGGCAUUGGCAUCGAAAUCCAUAUUGAUGGGACUUUCUACAGCAGAUUUCUAGUCGACCUUCAAAACCACGAGACCCAAAAGUGGAACUAUGCACAUGUCAAAACGCAAGACGGCACUAUAAAGCGAGAAUACCCGGUAUUCUCAGACAUUCUCUCAGGUUUAUACAUUGAGGACCGUGACAAUGACAACACCAAGGCAGAUAUGGUUCGUGUGAAGACUAUGGGAACCAUCCGUCUUACAGUCUGCGCUGUCGCGUCAGAGAAAUCGGUCAUAUAUGAAGUAACGACACCUCCCAUGCGACCCGAAAUGGAACUGGCUCACAAGGCCACCAUCAUACACGGUCAGGGCUUAACUCAUGGGACCACGUUCAAAAAUGAGAAUACUGACGGGACCAAUCGUAAGAGGCCUGGAGGCACCAUCCUUAGAUAUUUGGGUGAGUUUGUCUACAGGUACAGCGCACAUCCUCCCAAGGAAGCAAAGAAACAUGAACUGGACUCAAGUGUUCCGGCAAAGUUGAAGUAUGAGGAGGUGAAAAUGCCAGAUGGCAGAUCUCUUGUUGAUCUUACCGGCGACGAUGAAGAAUGA
Fusarium proliferatum ET1 is the source of this 858-nucleotide messenger RNA. RefSeq lists its product as uncharacterized. The transcript is spliced from 4 exons. Lineage: Eukaryota; Fungi; Ascomycota; Sordariomycetes; Hypocreales; Nectriaceae. The record is from RefSeq and is a predicted model, not a curated record. The coding region runs from base 1 to 858 and encodes 285 amino acids.